Drosophila serrata is the source of this 4109-nucleotide messenger RNA. It is a transcript of the gene mu2, whose product is annotated as mutator 2. The record is from RefSeq and is a predicted model, not a curated record. NCBI's taxonomy places the organism in Eukaryota, Metazoa, Arthropoda, Insecta, Diptera, Drosophilidae.
UUAAUUAAAAGCAAGUUGGCAUUCCCGUCGCAAUUAGAGUGACCGAAAGAAAUAUAUCAAAAUAUCAAAAAUCGCAAUCGAGAAGUAUUUUCAAACACCAAGAUCUUGAGAAAACAAGUGUUUUGAUAAAAAAUGCGCACUUAAUUUCCCGCGCGGCUCCAGAAUGACAGAUGUUUGUGUCCUUUGUGUGGAAGGGUUGCCGGCGGUCCCCCUGAAGCCAGAUGAGAUAUACAGGAUCGGGAAACAAGCGGGUCUGGAGAUUUGCAUUGCCGACGACUCGAUGGAGCUGGCCCAUGGCGUCGUCAGCCUCCUGCGAAGCGGUAUCGUUCGCUUAGCCGCCGUGGCGGGCAGGAUAUUUGUGAACGAGGAGGAGAAGCAGAUAUCGGAUAUAGGAAAGAAGGACGCCAGCAAUGGGAAGGUGAGGCUUCGAUUCGGCAAUGUGGAGGCCAGUCUGCGGUUCAAUGAGGCCAAUGAAGAGGCCCAGGACAGCAGUGGCUUCGGCGAAUGCCUAAAGGACAGGUCCAUUCAGGACACGACUGAUGACAGCCUAUGCAUACCUGAAACGCAGCCUCCGUCCGAAAAUGUUAGUGUUAAUACCACGGCGGACAGCUUCUUUAUACCCGAGACCCAGGCGAUUGUUUUCGAAAACCCCACGGGGAAGCGUGGAAAAGUAUCGCUGGGCGAUGACUUCAUGAUUCCCGAAACGGAGAAUCCCCCAGAUCCUGCAGACCUGCCCCAGGAGCCGACGAUGCGCGGCAGUAAUGAUUCCGAGUCAUCCAGCAUGGGCUCCCAGAUACGUAUUUGCACACAGGAUUUUAAUGAGUUCAAUGAGGAUGCCAUAGACGACUUUGAUUCGUCGCUGAUGCUAGGCGAUGCGCUGAUGGCUUUGGGACCGCCAAAGGCAAAGAAAGAAUCGACAGAGAAACUUGACAAAAAACAAGAAAACCAGCUGGAUGCCACUGACCUUGAGAUGAGUGCCUUAAAUUGGUCAUCCACAAAUUCAAAGUGCAAUGUUUUCAACAGCACCAAGGCCGAUGAAGAACAUCGAGCGUCCACCUGCAUAACACCUGAUUUGAGCGCUCCUCUCGCCGACGCCAAUCGUGACAUCAGCACGCCUGAAAUCUUAGAGUUGAUGGAAGCUCAUGAGGAGGAGAAUGUAGUACAGCGAUCGGGUUCCACCACACCGCAGCUUUGCGGGAUUAAGCAGCUGGUUGUGGCCACCAUUGAGACCCCGAGAACAACACAAAAUGAAGAGGACGAAGACGACACUGCUUUGGUUAAAGAUACAGACAUAAAUCAAGACUUCGUGGCCACUCAGGCAUUUCCUUCGCGAUUUCUACAACAAAAGGAAUCCCCUGAGCGACCCAAUCAAGACUUUAUCGCCACUCAGGUAUUUCCUAGCAACGGCAAUAUCUCUGAAGUUAGGCAAAAUGCUGAAAUUGAUCAAGAUUUCGUCGCCACUCAGGCAUUUCCAUCACGACUUCCUCAGACAAAAGAAUCUCCAGAUAAACCCUAUCAAGACUUUGUGGCUACUCAGGCAUUUCCCUCAAGACUACCUCACUCUAAAGAAUCUUCAGGGAAAGUUAAUCAAGACUUCGUAGCCACUCAGGCAUUUCCAUCAAGACUCCUCAGUCAAGAGAAUCUCCUGAGAAAGUUUCAAGACUUCGUGGCCACUCAGGCAUUUCCAUCGCGGCUUCCCCAGCCCAAGGAAUCCGCUUUGAGACCCAAUCAAGACUUUGUUGCCACUCAGGUAUUUCCAAGCAAGCGCCACACCCCUGCUCGAGCUGGGCAAGACUUUGUAGAGACACAACCAUUUAAUUUCAACAAGGAAAACGUUCCGCAGGUUACAGAUUCAUGGAGUGAUGAGAUCGAAGAAAUACUGAAUGAAAUGACUUCCGGCAAUGUAGUUUCAUCACCGCUAUCAUCGCCCAGUGAAGAAGUUUUGCAGUACGUCAAGCCAAAUGUAAUCAAGGACAAGGAUCAUAACCGAAAGGUUUUUCUUUUCGAAAACGUUUUCCCCAACGUGGACAACGAAAAUCGCUGGAAGAAUGAGCUACUAGUUGAAGAAAAAAUAGGUCUAAAACGCACUGCCAGUACUGAUGGUCAGUCGCCUUUUGUGACACCCAGCAAGAGAAACCGACGUUUAUCAGACCAACCGGAGAGAUUAAAUGAUUGUUCCACCUUAAGCUGCUCUAGAAAACGUCCAGUUAACUUGCAGGAAAGCGAUAAGUCUGAACCUCCCAUUAAAAGCAUGUGCAAGGUAACCUCCUUUUUAGAAAAGGCGGAACUGAGUACAGAGGAUGAAGCUGCUGCUCCCAAAGUGGCCGUCACUAAGCGGCCGACUCGCAGAGGUAAAACUAAGAGCCGGUCCCCUACUUCAACUGUAAACACCAACCAGGGCGACAAGUCUGAACCUCCCAUUAAAAGCAUGUGCAAGGUAACCUCCUUUUCAGAAAAUGCGGAACUGAGUACAGAGGAUGAAGCUGCUGCUCCCAAAGUGGCCGUCACUAAGCGGCCUACUCGCAGAGGUAAAACUAAGAGCCGGUCCCCUACUCCAACUGUAAACACCAACCAGGGUAAAAAAUCACCAGGACUAGGAAUAAACAGGCUAAAAGUCAGGAGGACACCUAAGGAAAGUCCACCAAGAGCGAUUAGGACAAGGCGACAAACUAAGUGCUUAGACCCCGAAGAAGUCAGUACAAAGCCGCCGGAGGAGAUUAUGACAAAGCAAAAGGAGGCCAUGUCAGAGCCAACUAAAGAAGAGGUCGGUAAUAAAAGAGGGGCUAAGAAAUUAGUGGAAAGUGCCAAAAAGAACCCUGAGGAAGCUAAAGUAGAAGCUAAAGAAGAAGCUGAACAGUCUGCUUCCAAACGUGGCAGAAAGAAAACUAUUGGUAGUGCUAAAAAGGACUCGAAAGAACCUAAGAACUUGACAAAGCGCAGACCAGGCAGGCCGCGCAAUAAUUCAUCAUGUGAAGAUUCAAUUUCAAAAACUUCCAUGUCUGAAACAAUUACUCCUGCCAACGAAGAUAAAAAUGUAUUAGAGGAUUCAUUAAAGAAAAAGCUCGUGGUGCGUUUAAAAAGAGCAAUAUCUUUGGAAACUCCAUCAACCAGCACCACCUCUACGACAGCCCCAACUGAAGGUAAUGCAGUCGAAGGGAAAGCUUCAAAGAACACAACCAGUGCACCCAAAACUCGACUAAGUCAAGAAAAUCAUCAGGACCCACUUAAAGCCUUCAAUAAAUAUGUGAGGCAGGCCAAGUUGAAUGGAAAAUUAAAGAUCGCAUUCACCGUGUGUGAUCGUCAGGCUUUGAAUUCCGUCAUAAGGUCCCUUAAAUAUGUGGUCGAUGUCACGGAGGAUCCUCUACAGUGUGACGUUCUUAUUAUGGACAAGGGCGAGCGCACCUUCAAGUUCCUCGCGGCAAUUGCCUUAAACAAGCCCGUUUUCAACUCCAAAUGGCUGGAAUCUAUAAAAUCAACUAAAACCAUCACCGUAAAGGACGAACAUCUGUUUAAUGAUUCUAAUUUCAAAAAGGGGUUCAAGUUUGAUCCCUUAAGCGUAAUGCAGCAUCCUCGCUUGUUUAAUGGUUUCAACUUUCUGCUGUGCGAGGGCAUCCAACCGAAUGUUAAUGAUAUGAAGGUCAUCAUUCAAAGUGCAGGUGGCACAGUUCACGGCAAGCCGCCUCCUUUAGCCAGCAGCAAGGAUCUGUAUGUCGUGACCACUAGCAAGGACAAUCAUUCUAAGCAGCGCCUAAGGAAUUACGAAAACGUACACUAUAUUAAGACCGAAGGAGUUAUGGCUUCGCUUGUCCAACACAAAGUGGAUCUCCUGGACGAACACAAGGUUAAGCUUUAAACCUGUGCCAGCUGCGGUCGGUGCUAGUACAUAAAAGUCAGAAUUGUAAUUGUUUCGUUUAUACUGUAUGUAUGCGGCAGAGGUUCGGUAGAGAUUUUUUGCGACCCGCGAUACAGGGCCUUUCCGACCACUGCUGUUAGCUGACCGUAAUUGUAACUAUUUUGUUUUUUUGUUUGGCUUUUGUAUUCAAAUAUUUGUUGUUAGUUAUCCUGUCAAAUACAUCAUACUUUAUUUCCUUAUUGUACUAUAACAUCUA